This is a messenger RNA of Paramecium tetraurelia, 804 nucleotides long. RefSeq lists its product as uncharacterized. Gene Ontology annotation, molecular function: protein tyrosine phosphatase activity. The record is from RefSeq and is a predicted model, not a curated record. Lineage: Eukaryota; Ciliophora; Oligohymenophorea; Peniculida; Parameciidae. The transcript has 4 exons. Gene Ontology annotation, biological process: G2/M transition of mitotic cell cycle; positive regulation of G2/M transition of mitotic cell cycle; protein dephosphorylation. Gene Ontology annotation, cellular component: cytoplasm; nucleus.
AUGGAGGCCUUUUUACUCUAGUUGAUAAGAAAGCCCUUACUAAAUUAGACUUAAAUCACUUUGACUAUGUCGCAACAGAUGAAGGAAAUAAAUGAUGAUGGUUCAAAAAGGGGGCUUUUUUGUAGAAAGAAGAUUAAAAUUGAUUAAAAUGAUAAUCAUCGAAAUUAUUUUGAUGGAAUUUCAAAAGUUAGAUGUGAAAAUGAGGAACAAAAGGAAGAAAAUUUAGGUAACAAAAAUGAUAUGAAUUUAUCAUUCGAGGAGUAGAAACAAGAUUUGAUAUUGGAAUAUCACUUAGAAAAUUCGAUUCAAUACAUUAGUGGUGAAACAUUGGUACUAUUUAAAAUGACAAUGUAGGUGCAAAACAUGAAAUUGAAUCAUGUGCUUCUAUACGAUUGUCGAUAUCAAUAUGAAUUUUAGGGUGGGCAUAUAAGAGGUGCAACCCAUCUGAAUCAUUUAAUAAAUUUAUCUGAAGAAUUAUUCGGAGUAACUCAAUAGUCAAAGAAAAUUGUGGUUUUGUAUUGUGAAUUUUCAAUAAAAAGAAGUAAAGAAAAAUAUUUCGAGAUUCGAUAAUUGGAUAGGAGCAUGAAUAUAUAUCCAAAGUUGACAUACAAAAACCUAUAUAUACUGUCAAAAGGAUAUUCAGAGUUUUAUAAAAAGUUUUAACAUAUGUGUAAUGGAUGUUACGUAAGGAUGGACGAUCCAACAUAUGAAUAGGAAUUGGAAUAAGAGGAGGAAAUUAGAAAUAUUGCUAAACAGAAAAAUAAAUUAAAAUAAAUAUAAAGAAUAACUGGUUGUUUAAUAUGA